Solanum dulcamara is the source of this 930-nucleotide messenger RNA. RefSeq names its product LOB domain-containing protein 27-like. Lineage: Eukaryota; Viridiplantae; Streptophyta; Magnoliopsida; Solanales; Solanaceae. Bases 1 to 930 code for a protein of 309 amino acids. The record is from RefSeq and is a predicted model, not a curated record. The transcript has 2 exons.
AUGACUCUCAAGGGUGGCACCCGCCAAGCCUGCGCUGCAUGCAAGUACCAGAGGAGGCGGUGCCACGACUGCCCCUUAGCACCCUAUUUCCCUGCUGAUCAACCCAAAAUGUUCCAGAAUGCGCAUAGGCUAUUCGGGGUCAGCAACAUCCUAAAAUUACUAAAAGAGCUUGAUCCAUCUCAAAAAAAAGUUGCCAUGAAAUCUAUUAUUUAUCAAGCAAAUGCCCGCGACAAGCAUCCUGUCUAUGGAUGUGUCGCGGAGAUACAAAACUUAUUAUUUAACAUUCAACUCUACGAGGAGGAACUUCAAGCUGUUCAUGCACAAUUAGCAUUCUACAGACAGCAACAGCAACAACAACAACAAGAGAUCUCAACCACUACACUCAGUGAUUCUUUUUCCCAAAUCCAAUUGGGAAUGCCCCCUCCUGGUGUUGUUGCUGCUUCUCCAUCCACUAAUGGCGCUAAUGGAAAUGGAUUAACACUAUUCCAUCAAGAUGUGACUUCCCAAUAUAAUGCUGCUGUCAAUGCCGCAUUGCCUGUUCAAUCUUAUCCCUCGUACUUGAAUAACAACUAUGUUUCUUACAACAAUACUACCUUUGUGGACCCUAAAGAAAAUAAUGCAGUCACUUCGUUAUGGAUUCAACAAUCAUAUGGUAAUAACGUUUGUAAUAACAACACAAUGAUUAUGCAAUCUCAGUUAACACCUUCACAAACAAUUGUUGUCCCACAAGACGUCACUCAAGACUAUGAUGGGAUACACCCAUUUUUUGACCCUAUUGAUGGCAGACAAUCUUAUAUCGAUUCUAAAGAAGCAUAUGACUCAAGUUCAGAGUCAUCUCUGAAAGACACAAGACAGUCUGUGGAGCAUGUUGCUGAGAAUGAAUUAAAGAGUGCUGCAGCAUAUUUCACUCUUACCAGCAUCAACGGAUAG